Messenger RNA from Pelecanus crispus (Dalmatian pelican), 1143 nucleotides. The record is from RefSeq and is a predicted model, not a curated record. NCBI's taxonomy places the organism in Eukaryota, Metazoa, Chordata, Aves, Pelecaniformes, Pelecanidae.
GUGUCACAUGAAAAAAGGAGAAAUCCCCUGUGCUGGUUUAUGGUGUUUAUCGGUUUUUUUGUUGUUUCUUUCUUGCAAUCCUUCUCCUCCAGCUGGGUCUUUGUGUGGGAGAAGGGCUACCAGGAAACGGACUCUGUGGUCAGUUCUGUAACCAUAAAGGUGAAAGGAGUAACGCUGACAAACACAUCCGCCUUGGGAGCCAGGAUCUGGGAUGUAGCUGACUAUGUCAUCCCUCCUCAGGAGGAGAACACUGUGUUUGUCAUGACCAAUGUGAUACUCACACUGAACCAGCACCAAGGCCGCUGCCCAGAGCUUCCAGAUGAUAAAACAGAGUGCAAGGUGAAGAAUAACUGUGUUCCAGGAUAUGUCAGCACCCACAGCAAUGGCAUCCAGACUGGGGAGUGUGUACCGUACAACAGCAGCAUUAAGACCUGUGAAAUCUUUGCGUGGUGCCCUGUGGAGGAAGACUAUCAUAUACCCAAGCCAGCGUUCCUGCGAGAAGCUGAGAACUUCACCGUUCUGGUGAAGAACAACAUUUGGUACCCCAAGUUCAACUUCAGCAAGCGAAACAUCCUCCCCACUAUCAACUCCACCUACCUCAAGAACUGCAUCUAUGACUCCCAGACAGAUCCCUUCUGCCCUAUCUUUCGUUUAGGGAAAAUAGUUGAAGCUGCAGGGCAGAACUUCCAGGAAAUGGCUGUGGAGGGUGGAGUCAUGGCGCUGCAGAUCAACUGGGACUGCAACCUUGACAGAGCUGCUUCCCACUGUGUGCCAAAGUACUCCUUCCGGCGCCUCGACAACAGGGACUCUGCCCACACCGUCUCGCCUGGCUACAACUUCAGGUUUGCGAAAUACUACAAGGAUAGCAAUGGCACUGAAUCACGGACGCUUAUCAAAGCUUAUGGCAUCCGCUUUGAUAUCAUAGUGUUUGGAAAGGCAGGAAAAUUUGAUAUAAUUCCUACAAUGAUUAACAUCGGCUCUGGCUUAGCGCUGUUCGGUGUGGCAACAGUGCUGUGUGACAUUGUUGUUCUGUAUUGCAUGAAGAAGAAAUACUACUAUCGGGAGAAGAAAUACAAAUAUGUGGAGGAUUAUGAACGGGGAGUCAAUGAGACAUACGGAACAAACUCCUGACCUCCUGCUGCU